Messenger RNA from Propithecus coquereli (Coquerel's sifaka), 695 nucleotides. It is a transcript of the gene CDKL3, whose product is annotated as cyclin-dependent kinase-like 3. Gene Ontology annotation, biological process: dendrite extension; negative regulation of axon extension; protein phosphorylation. The record is from RefSeq and is a predicted model, not a curated record. The transcript is spliced from 5 exons. The coding region runs from base 33 to 695 and encodes 220 amino acids. NCBI's taxonomy places the organism in Eukaryota, Metazoa, Chordata, Mammalia, Primates, Indriidae. Gene Ontology annotation, molecular function: ATP binding; cyclin-dependent protein serine/threonine kinase activity. Gene Ontology annotation, cellular component: nucleus.
UUCUAUGAAGAAGUGGAAACCCAGUUUGAAAAAUGGAGAUGUAUGAAACCCUUGGAAAAGUGGGAGAGGGAAGUUACGGAACAGUCAUGAAAUGUAAACAUAAGGAUACUGGACAGAUAGUGGCCAUUAAGAUAUUUUAUGAGACACCAGAAAAAUCUGUCAACAAUUGUGAAAUGAGAGAGGUUUUUUUUAUACAAUUUCAUCAUGAAAACCUGGUCAAUCUGAUUGAAGUUUUUAGACAGAAAAAGAAAAUUCAUUUGGUAUUUGAAUUUAUUGACCACACAGUAUUAGAUGAGUUACAGCAUUAUUGUCAUGGACUAGAGAGUAAACGACUUAGAAAAUAUCUCUUCCAGAUCCUUCGAGCAAUUGAGUAUCUUCACAAUAAUAAUAUCAUUCAUCGAGACAUAAAACCUGAGAAUGUUUUAGUAUCCCAGUCAGGAAUUACAAAGCUCUGUGAUUUUGGUUUUGCACGAACACUAGCAGCUCCGGGGGACAUUUAUACGGACUACGUGGCCACACGCUGGUACAGAGCUCCAGAAUUAGUAUUAAAAGAUACUUCAUAUGGAAAACCUGUGGAUAUUUGGGCUUUGGGCUGUAUGAUCAUUGAGAUGGCCACUGGAAAUCCCUAUCUUCCUAGCAGCUCUGAUUUGGAUUUACUCCACAAAAUUGUUUUAAAAGUAGGUAGGUAUUACUGA